Aspergillus clavatus NRRL 1 is the source of this 837-nucleotide messenger RNA. RefSeq names its product oxidase ustYa family protein. Lineage: Eukaryota; Fungi; Ascomycota; Eurotiomycetes; Eurotiales; Aspergillaceae. Gene Ontology annotation, biological process: mycotoxin biosynthetic process. The transcript is spliced from 5 exons. The coding region runs from base 1 to 837 and encodes 278 amino acids. The record is from RefSeq and is a predicted model, not a curated record.
AUGGCCCGCCUCGAGUCCGAUCACGAAACCGACGCCAACUACGGUCUGCUGAAAAACGAAGAGGCCCAGCAAUGGACUCAUGACGAGCAGCCUCGAGAAAGGCGGUUGAGUUUCUGGAUGAAUAUCGUUCUUCUUGUUGCGACCGCAGUCAUUUCCUGCGUAGUCGGGGUGUUCAUCGGGCACCAAGUGCCGGACUUGAACAAGAUCUGUUCUUUCCAUACUUCUCACUAUUCUCCGGUGGUCUCCAAUGUGGACAUCACGUAUCAACCCGAGCGGUUCAACGGGUCGCUGCUCAAGGAGAACAUCUACCGACAAGAUGCGAGCCCCGAGGUCGACGCUGCCUGGGAGGCAUUGGGCGUGAAUUAUCGAAGUUUGAGAGUGCCUGCUGAGGAAGCGGAGCGAGCUGGCCUGGCGUCGGACCAGGUGAAGAUCAGCCAGAAGUACGGUGGAGGAUAUCCAGCAAAUGUCGAAGGCUUCCAUCAUCUCCACUGUCUGAAUCUUCUCCGGCAAACCCUGUACUACAACUACGAUUACUAUCAUGACCUGGGUCAUGGAGCCUUCAAGAACGACGACUUUAUCGUCCGACGACACGUCUCUCACUGUCUGGAUAUCCUGCGACAGCAGCUCAUGUGCACCAUCGACACCGGUGUUCUCGGCCAGGUUUGGAUUCAUCCUGAGCAUCCCGAAGCAUAUGUCGACUUCAACACGCAGCAUCAAUGCAAGAACUUUGAAAUUAUCCGACAGUAUGCUGAGAAGAACCAACUGCCGGCUCAGAUUCCCAAGGAUUUCCUGGAGCCUCCCAAGUCCGGCGACAGGAUCUAUGAACAGAUUCCAUGA